AUGAAGAAAGUCCUCAUCGUCGGCGGAACGUCUGGCUUGGGCGAAGAAUAUGCUCGAGCUUUCGUGAAGCAAGGCAAGACCGUCAUCAUCGCCGGCCGACGUCAAGACCGACUGGAUGUGUUGAAAGAAGAGCUACCAUCGCUGUGGACUUUCCAGUGGGAUGUAUCCGACCUGGCCGCCUGUAAGGAUCGAGUCACGGCAAUAUUGAGAGAUCAUCCAGAUCUCGACAGCGUUUUGCUCAAUGCAGGUGUCCAGAAAUUCCCGAAUUUCCUAGACGAAUCUUCGACCACGAACGAGUCCAUCGUCGAAGAGAUCAGCAUCAAUUUCUCCGCGCCCGUCGUGCUGACCCGCUUGUUCUUGCCGCACCUGGCGAAAGUGGCGAGCAAUGGGCAGCCUGCAAACCUUAUGAUCACGUCGUCAGGUCUUGCGUUCACCCCUUUCGGCUACUUCCCAGUCUAUUGCGCAACCAAAGCCGGAAUGCAUUCAUUUUGCGUCGGACUGCGCCAGCAGAUCAACCAGGCGCCCGAUUCUGUCAAGGAGAAACUCAAUGUGAUUGAAAUAGUUCCACCUUACGUAGACGACACAGGUCUCGGUGAUAGAGACUACAUGAUCAAAGCAGCGCCCAAGAACGUGCCGAUGCCGCUGCGCGAUUGGAUGGAGUCCAGCCUGGCGCGCCUUGCUGAGACGCGUGAGAAUGGGCGACCCUUUAAAGAGAUAGCCGCAGGCACGUCACAGACCCGCGUCGAUACCUGGCGCAAUUCGGUCGGCAAGAUCGCAUCCAUUCUUAACCUAUCGAAGAUCCACGUGUUACGCGUCAUGAUCACGUUGAAAUGUCGCGGUCAGGCUGACUCGGCAUCGGUCGAGCUCGCUCUUGCGAUUAGCCGCGGCGCUAUCAUAACCGGAGCAAGGAUGACAAGUGUAGUACUGGACACCUUUGACGGCUUUCCGACGCGGGCUCUCAUCGCGGCGCCAACGGCCGCCAGCAGCAACGACACGACUGUCCUUCUCGUCGCGCCGGCUACUGGUGUCCCCGCUCGUUUCUACGGCGCAUUUGCGAGCUGGGCAGCAGAAACUUACCGCAUCAUAGUCUUGACGGUUGAGGUGCGCUACGUCGGCAGCAGCUUCCCUGAUGGCAUCGACCUCAAAGACCCAGAGGCGAAGAAAGCAGCGCUCAUCGGCGGCAAAUUGACGACGAUCGAGCAUCACUGGCUCGCCGACAUCCGUGCCGGGUUGCAAUACGUUCGGAAAACAUACCCUGGCUCUCGCAUCCUAUAUCUUGGUCAUUCCGUUGGCGCACAAAUGUUCCCUAUGAUCUCGCCUGAGCGCGAUUGGUGCUCGUCCGUCCUGUUUGUCGCGAAUGUCGUCCCAUACAAUGGCUACUUUCCUGACGAAGCAGCAACUCGACAAAAUGUAGCCGAUCUAGUCAAGCGGACGCUGCAUUUGGGCUACUAUCCUGCUUCAGAGUCGCGCAUGGGUGACGACAUACCCCAGGGCGUAGGACUCGAUUGGCUUCGAUGGCGAGGAUUUCCGCAGUACUGCGCGUACGAGUAUAGAGACAUGCACAAUAGCUACAGAGGUCGGAUUUUGUCACUCGGCUGGGCGGACGACUGGCUGGUCAGCCGACAAAGAAUGGACGCGCUACUUCACUGCCUACCCAAUGCGCACGUCACCCGCGUCAUUGUCGAUCCGCUCCUUCAGAGCCCAGCCUGGCCGGCGGCUGGACAUGUAGAUAUGUUCAAGCCAAAGCAUAGAGACACUGCCUGGCCGAUGAUGAUGCGAUGGCUCCUCGACCAAGAGCUUCCUACAAUCAAAUGUGACAUCUGGGACAACAAAGCAGGCGAGGAAGGCUAUCUUCGCAAUAAACCGCCGAGCCUUGUCGUCGCAGCAGUCGAUGCCAAGCUAUGA
This is a messenger RNA of Mixia osmundae IAM 14324, 1905 nucleotides long. RefSeq lists its product as uncharacterized. Gene Ontology annotation, cellular component: membrane. The transcript is spliced from 5 exons. Bases 1 to 1905 code for a protein of 634 amino acids. The record is from RefSeq and is a predicted model, not a curated record. Gene Ontology annotation, molecular function: oxidoreductase activity. NCBI's taxonomy places the organism in Eukaryota, Fungi, Basidiomycota, Mixiomycetes, Mixiales, Mixiaceae.